Folsomia candida is the source of this 624-nucleotide messenger RNA. RefSeq lists its product as uncharacterized. The record is from RefSeq and is a predicted model, not a curated record. The transcript is spliced from 4 exons. Bases 28 to 531 code for a protein of 167 amino acids. NCBI's taxonomy places the organism in Eukaryota, Metazoa, Arthropoda, Collembola, Entomobryomorpha, Isotomidae.
CAAAAAUUCAUCAUUCAAUUCGUUUAAAUGGAGCUGCUGGUAAAAAUUUUCGGCUUUCUCUUGGUAGCUUAUUGCUAUGCUGUAGAAGGAUUUCCUUCUCCGGAUAAGGUGUACACCAUUCGAAACACAAUCGACAAUGGGUUUGUCAAACCUCGUGGGUCAGGUGAAAUGUGUACACAGCUUAGCGCUCUGACUUGCGGUUAUCGACUUAUUCCACCUUAUGAAGACCAAUACAAAUGGACUGUAUCGGCCCCAAACAAUUACUCGGUGGGAAUCAACAUUUUCUCGAAACGUCAAGAAUCAGGCUAUUCAAUUAAUAACCUCUCGUUUGAGGACUUCCCCCCAUACUGCUACCUAAUUUACAGAAAUUUGAACCUGAUAUCGACUGAAAACGCUGGUUCGUAUAUGAUUCAAAGUGUGCAGACGGGACGUUGUCUUACGUCGUAUGGGUCGGAACUUGGGUCACUCUUGUGGUAUCAAUGUGGAGCAGAUCUGGCGCAACAAGAAUGGGCUUUCAUUGAAACGCAAUAGUACAAAAUUAGCAAACUAUACAUAAGUGCAUAGUGAAUGCUGGUAUGUACAUAUCACAUUCAAUAUAACUUGAAUAAACUAAUUUAAAUUCAA